Messenger RNA from Plasmodium coatneyi, 534 nucleotides. RefSeq lists its product as uncharacterized. NCBI's taxonomy places the organism in Eukaryota, Apicomplexa, Aconoidasida, Haemosporida, Plasmodiidae. The record is from RefSeq and is a predicted model, not a curated record. The transcript is spliced from 2 exons. The coding region runs from base 1 to 477 and encodes 158 amino acids.
AUGGGCAAAAAGGGGGAGGAGAAAAGCAAGGACGAUGACUCGCUGGGCGACCAGCCAAUGGAAGAAAAGAAAGGGGACGACGGUAAAGAAGAAGAUGCGAUGUCGUCCCUGGCUACUAACUUGAAUAAAGGGGGUACCAGCCCCACGCAGGGUUAUGUAGACCCCAAGAAGUACAACAAGUUCAAAAACGACGGAUCGUUCUUGGCUCAGGUGCUAGCGUUGCAGAAGAAAAAAAAAGUGAGGAAGAUAAAGGAAGCGGAGGGCACAGACGGGAAAAAGAAGAAGAAGUCCAGGAAGACGUCCUCCCAGCAGGGGGAUGAUGAAGAGGACGCAGAAGCAGAGCACGACGGAAAGGAAAAGGAUGAGGAAGACGAACGGGAAGUGGCUAUAAAAAAUGAGUAUAUCGAAAAGAUUAACAAAAUGAAAGAGGAGGGUCUUUUCACGGACAAGGGGAUCGGAGCUGGGAUGGUUAAGUGAAACUUUGGGCAGACACAAGACGAACGAUCGGUGGGUAAUUGUCCACUUUUGUUAAGU